UGUUUCCAACAUUGGGCUUGAUUGGGCAACGUUUUUUUCCGUCGUGGAGUGAGCGGAGUGAGUUGCCUGCAAGCUAUAUUUUUCGUCGUGUUUAUAUCCCGGGGCUCACGUGUGUGAACUGCGUGCUUUUCAGACAUGGAAUUCGGGCUGAAAAAAGGCGACAAAGUUCUCCUUUUGUGGGACGGGGAACAAAAGAGCGAACGGAUUCAAGGAGUAAUCCAGAAAGUCAAACACGCAGUUGAAAGCCCGUGUGAAAUCGAAAGUGCUCAUCAGUUGGUAAAAUCAAAUCACCCUCCGUCAUCAAUAGACGCAGUACUCCUUGGACACGUCACACCACAAGUGCAGCUGUCUUCAGAAAUACUGACAGAAGUGUUAAAAGUGCUGAAGACAAAUGGAAAAUUGUUACUUUACCUGGAAACACCGUCUCUGGAUUAUGAAAAAGUUGCGUAUGACUUGAAAAUUGUGGGCUUCGUUGCUGUAUCUAAGUCACUGCUAGCAAAUGGUGUGACUCAAUUAGUAUGCUCCAAGCCAAACUAUGAGGUGGGAUCCUCUUCAAAGCUUCCACUUCUGGCAAAAGAAUCAAAUUCACAAGGCUCGGAAGAGUACGUGAAAAAGGUGUGGGCACUGUCAGCACAAGACAUCCUUGAUCAAGAUGUUGAGCUGCUUGAUCCUGAUGAGCUAAUAGAUGAAGAUGACUUCAAGAAACCUGAUCCAACUCUACUGAAAGGUUCGUGUGGUGGAGAGAAAAAACGGAAAGCAUGCAAAAACUGCAGCUGUGGCCUUGCUGAGCAACUUGAAAAAGAAGCUGUUGCAAACUCAGCUGCUACUGCACCAAAAUCCUCUUGUGGAAAUUGCUAUCUGGGGGAUGCGUUCCGCUGUGCUGGCUGUCCUUAUCGAGGUCUUCCUGCAUUUAAGCCUGGUGAGAAGAUACAGCUUUCAGAAGAACAGAUGGCAGCAGACUCUUGAAGUUUGCAACAGAUAUUUCAACUUUGACAUUUGACGGGUGAUCAAUACAAUAAUGUAAUUCCUAGGUCAUUCCUGGAAACUGUAUAGAAUAGGGAAUAAUAAAUGUCUUUUUUGUGAAACA
This is a messenger RNA of Ornithodoros turicata, 1087 nucleotides long. RefSeq names its product anamorsin homolog (gene CIAPIN1). Gene Ontology annotation, molecular function: iron-sulfur cluster binding. Gene Ontology annotation, cellular component: cytoplasm. Lineage: Eukaryota; Metazoa; Arthropoda; Arachnida; Ixodida; Argasidae. The transcript is spliced from 8 exons. Gene Ontology annotation, biological process: iron-sulfur cluster assembly. The coding region runs from base 136 to 966 and encodes 276 amino acids. The record is from RefSeq and is a predicted model, not a curated record.